AUGCUUUUCCGAAUUAUUCCUGUAACCUUGCAAGGAAAGAACGGAUGUGUUAACACAUACGCCUUUUUAGACGACGGUUCCUCUUUAACCUUGGUGGAAAAAUCAAUUGCAGAACAAUUAGGAGAGUCCGGUCCAUCAGGAGCGUUAUACCUUAACUGGACAAGUAAUGUAACCCGUUGCGAAGCUGACUCCCAAGAAAUAACAUUCAAAAUCUCGGGAGCAGCCGGUGGAAAAUUCUUCCGAGUUCAGUCAGCCAGAACAGUGUCCGAGCUGAAACUUCCGGUACAAUCAUUAAAACCGCAACAGUUGUCACUACAAUAUCCACAUUUAAAAGGUCUGCCGAUUGCUGGUUACGAUGACGCUAUACCCCGAGUGCUCAUCGGGUUGGACCAGUUGAACUUGUCAAUGCCACUAAAAUGCAGAGAGGGGAGGAAAGGAGAACCAAUAGCUACGAAAACUCGCCUCGGAUGGUGCAUCUACGGAGGAUCAGGUGAAGCGAAGUCUGUUGGAGUGAGCUGUCACAUUGUUCAAGUCAGCCCUGAAAAACUUCUUCAAGAGAUGGUGAAACGAUAUUUCGAGCAGGAAGAUGCUGGAAUUAAAUCAGUAAUCAACCUGGCGUCAGCGGAGGAUACUCGAGCAAAGAAGAUUUUAGCUGAUACAACAGUGCGGCUGGGAGACAAGUUCGAGACUGGACUCCUUUGGAGAUACGACCAGUUUGAAUUCCCAGAAAGUUAUCACAUGGCCCUUCGACGCUUGGAAUGUCUGGAGCGAAGAAUGAACCGAGAACCUCUUUUGAAAGAGAAUAUUCACCAGCAGAUUCAAGACUACCAGGCGAAGGGAUAUGCUCAUCGCGUUUCAGAGGAAGAACUUUCGGGUGUCGAUCCACGAAGAAUAUGGCAUUUGCCGCUCGGAGUCGUUACCAAUCCCAAGAAGCCUGGUAAGAUCAGAUUGAUUUGGGAUGCGGCGGCCAAAGUGGAUGGGGUUUCUCUCAACACUGUAUUGCUGAAGGGGCCCGAUUUGCUGUCGUCUUUACCAGGAGUGCUAUUUAAAUUCCGAGAAAAACCUGUGGCAGUGAGUGGUGACAUUCGCGAAAUGUUUCACCAGAUUCUCAUACGGUGUGAGGAUCGUUAUGCAUUGUGCUUCCUUUGGCGAGAAGAUCCGAGUCAGAAUCCCGAAACGUUCGUCAUGGACGUUGCUAUUUUCGGUGCCAGCUGUUCUCCAUGUAUUGCGCAGUUCGUCAAGAAUGCUAAUGCCGAGGAAUUUGCUGUACAAUAUCCCAAGGCAUCAGAGGCCAUAGUCAGGAAUCACUAUGUGGAUGAUUUCUUGGAUAGUUUCGACACCGUAGAAGAGGCACAGCGAGUAGCGGCUGAGGUGAAGUUGAUCCAUGCGAAGGGUGGAUUCGAAAUACGCGGUUGGUGUUCUAACUCAGCGGACGUACUUAGCCAUCUGGGAGAAACAUUUGUGCAAAAAACAAAAGAUCUGAAUCUGGACAAAAGUGACGGAGCAGAAAGAGUUCUAGGGAUGUUGUGGUUGGCAAGCGAGGAUGUUUUAGGAUUUUCAACGCAAAUGCGGGCGGAUAUUGCCGCCAUCAUCAAUGAGGGUCGAAGGCCAACAAAACGCCAAGUCCUACGAUGUGUCAUGUCCUUGUUCGACCCUCUUGGACUAUUGGCUAUAUAUACGGUACAUGGUAAGAUCCUGAUCCAAUCCAUAUGGCGCUCUGGAAUUGAUUGGGAUGAGAAAAUUAAGGAUGAGGAGUUCAAUCGUUGGACGAAGUGGAUAGCUAUAUUGGGUCAGGUUGACCACGUUCAUAUUCCACGCUGUUACGUUGGGCAAGAAUCCUCCACAUCAUUAGUUUCUGUGCAGCUACACAUUCUGGUGGGCGCGAGCGAAGACGCUUAUUGCGCCGCUGCAUACUUUCGUUUUAUUCUUGUAGACGGAACCGUCAUCUGCAAUCUAGUUUCGGCGAAGACGAAAGUUGCACCCCUCAAACCGCUAUCUAUACCGCGUCUGGAACUGCAAGCAGCCGUGCUUGGUGCUAGGUUGGCUUCGUUCGUCAGUGAGAAUCAUACAUACUGUAUCGAGAAAAGGGUUUUCUGGUCUGAUUCCAGUACGGUUCUUGCCUGGAUACGGUCAGACGCUCGCAGAUACCGCCAAUUUGUAUCAUGCCGCAUUGGAGAAAUUCUCUCGUUAACAGAAACUAGGGAAUGGAGAUGGGUUCCCUCCAAAAUUAACACUGCUGACGAAGCCACCAAGUGGGGCCACGGUCCAUGCUUAUCGCCAAAAGGGAAUUGGUUCCAGGGUCCGAGUUUUCUUUAUUGUCCCGAAUUUCAAUGGCCGGUCCAAAGCAAGCAACAGAACACUUCUACGGAAGAGGAACUUCGAUCCUGUUUUAUGCAUGACGUUACUGCAUUUGAAUCAACAGUGAAAUUCGAUCGAUUCUCCCGAUGGGUACGCCUCCUUAGAGCGAUCGCCUACACGCAGCGAUUCAUCAGCAACGCACGUUUGACUAAACAGCACCGAGACCUGACUCCUUUAAAUUCAGUAGAGAUCGGGAAAGCAGAAAGCAUUCUCUGGCGACUCUGCCAGGAAGAGUCGUAUCCAGAUGAAAUCUCUCAGUUAAAGAAUGGGAGAAGCGAAGUAGAUAAAUCCUCGGCGAUCUACAAGUUGUCUCCGUACAUCGAUGAAUAUGGAAUUCUAAGGCAGAACGGGAGGAUUGGCGCAGCAUCCAACGUCGAAUUUAACGUGAAAUUUCCGAUAAUACUGCCCAAGUCCCAUCGUUUAACUGCUCUCCUUCUGGACCAUUAUCAUCGGAUACUUCAUCAUGCGAAUUAUGAAACAGUUGUGAACGAGGGCGAGAAGAUCGUGUCAGUGGUGUAA
Toxorhynchites rutilus septentrionalis is the source of this 2877-nucleotide messenger RNA. RefSeq lists its product as uncharacterized. NCBI's taxonomy places the organism in Eukaryota, Metazoa, Arthropoda, Insecta, Diptera, Culicidae. The transcript is spliced from 2 exons. Bases 1 to 2877 code for a protein of 958 amino acids. The record is from RefSeq and is a predicted model, not a curated record.